Morchella importuna is the source of this 918-nucleotide messenger RNA. RefSeq lists its product as uncharacterized. The transcript is spliced from 3 exons. NCBI's taxonomy places the organism in Eukaryota, Fungi, Ascomycota, Pezizomycetes, Pezizales, Morchellaceae. The record is from RefSeq and is a predicted model, not a curated record. The coding region runs from base 1 to 918 and encodes 305 amino acids.
AUGGGAAUUACCAGUACUCUUACUCACCGCCUUCUCACUUUAUCUCGCCCUGGCUUGAUACUCAAUCGCGGUCUCAAUGCGUGUAUCAUCCCCGUCUUCACCGUCACCAGCCGCUCUCUAGCCUCUGCAGCCGCUGCAAAGAAGCCCACCACAAAAACCGCAGCUGCCGCUACACCUAAGACCGCUCCAAAAUCAUCCGCGGGAGGAAGAACCAAAGCAACUGCCACCACCAAAGCUGCUGGUAAAACAGGAUCAACUACUAAAAAGUCCACAACACCCAAGGCAGCCGCGAAAAAACCAGUCAAGAAAGUUGCGAAGAAGGAGCUCACAGAUGAGCAGAAGAAGAAGAUCUUGAUCAAGCAGCUGAGGGCGAAGGCACUAAAUCCCCCGUCCAAGGUUGGUAGCAAUGGAUAUGCUCUGUGGUUUGGGGAACAGAUGAAGGAGAAGAGGAGGCCAGCUGGCGAGCUCGCGAUGAUAUGGAACGGAAUGUCGCAGGACGUGAAAACUCCCUACAUCAAAAAAGCUGAAGAAGCAAGGCCUGGAAAGGCCGAGGAAUACAAGAAGUGGCUCCAGGGCAUAUCACCCUUGGUUAUCCGCGAGGCCAACAAUGCACGUCGUCGUCUCAAAGAACUUGGCGUCGGUUCAAAUAUUACCCAAAUUUCAGAUGACAGACUUCCAAAAAGAAUUACAAGACCGCACUUCAUGUAUUUCCGGGAGCAGUAUGGAACCGGGAGAAAGUUUUUGGAUGCGGCAGGGAAGCCCAGCGUCGUAGUUGCCAUCAAGGUAAUGGGAGAGGAAUAUGAGAAGCUUCCGGUGGGCGAGAAGAAGCGUUUCGAGGAUAUGGUCAAGAAAAACAAGGAAGAUUACGAUGCCGCUAUGGCAAAGUUGGAGAAGCAAAGGAAUGCCUCAACAGCCUGA